AAUGCUUGAUUCAUCUACAUCAGUUGAAAUAUUGUAUAAAUAAAGGUUAUAUUGAAACAAAUUUGUAAUGUGUGAAGUCUGGAUGAAGUAUAGACAAUGCCACGUGCUGGGAUAGGAUCGCUGAAAUAUAUAUUCAAGUCGCAUUUUACAAAUGAGAAUUGCUCAAAGGUAGCUUUACUGGGAGGAUGUUGCGCUUGCGUUUACCUCAAUGGAUUCUUCCUGUACUCGCGUAACCGGAAAGAAGGAGCCACUGAGUGUAGCAGAUUGGAUGGACCCAUCCCACAGAUAUUUAUCGGGGAUGUACUAUCGCACUUCACGCCGUACCUGCUCCAGAUAUUUGCACAAGGUGACUGGAUGGCAGAGUUUAACAAGGUAAUAUCAGAUGAAAAUGCAGAUUUCCGACAACGACUCACAGCGUAUUUAUGCUUAAACAAGGUCUUGCGCAACCCGUUCUGUGCUAAAUACGUAUUUAGCGAUAUAGAUAAAUUCCGUCAAGUAAUGACUGAUAUUGUGGAACCGAAAGAGCUACCAACAAGCCCUGAUAAUAACGGAAAUAAUGAGCCGGAAUUGUUAUUCAACGUUAAAAUAAGUUGCCUAGAAAAUUACCUAAAGGCACUAUCCAAGCAGGAUCGACAUGUGGAUUAUCAAAUACUGGCAUCACUUGUUAAAUUGUCGAAGAUGUACCCAUCGCAAAGAGCUAAAGAGAAAAUAUCUAAUGUCCUAAGGCUGCUUCUGGAGAAUGAAUCAAACUGCACCAUGCUGGUUAAAAAGGAGUUCGAGGCAUUUGAAUCAUGUCAUUUGAUACAAGAGGAAGCGGUUAAUAUAGAUGACUUAGUUUUACAUUACCUAUAUAAAACAAAAUCUGAGAAAUCGUGGUUUGGAGCACUAUUGAGUGAUAGCCACAUCACGGCACUGUACAACUCAAUGUCUAUAGAUUCAAUAAAUAAGGCGGUCAAGGGACAAGGCACCGUACUGUCACCCCUGGCUACAAGUAAAGCCAACUUCGAAAUGUUCCAACCGAUACUAUCAGCCAUUGAGAUAUCAUAUGCUUAUUCGUUCCUGAGGACACUACUUUCCACGAAAACACCUGGAGUCAAGGGUGGAUCUAAAGUACAAAUGGCAAUGAUGGAUGGAUUUAAAACCACACGCGGGGUGUUGAUAUACCAUGUAAUAUUUGCAAUGCAAAACAAGCUAAUACACUCGGAACGCUAUUUCAAAGAUGAGGGUUACAUGAUACCAAUGAGUAUCGCAUUAUGUUCUACAUCUUGGUUAUCAUUGAGCGCACUUGUGAUGACCCACCGGUUCAUACUGCUGCCGAUCAUGCUGCACAGGUUUUUUAACUAAUAUAAAAAUGGAUUGACAUUUAAAUUUAGCAGGAGGUGAUA
This is a messenger RNA of Babesia bovis T2Bo, 1385 nucleotides long. RefSeq lists its product as uncharacterized. The transcript has 9 exons. The record is from RefSeq and is a predicted model, not a curated record. NCBI's taxonomy places the organism in Eukaryota, Apicomplexa, Aconoidasida, Piroplasmida, Babesiidae. Bases 97 to 1344 code for a protein of 415 amino acids.